AGAAGAAUUAAAGGACAAAGAUCUGCGCGAUUGCUGUACAUUUUGUACCAUUGACAUCUUAAAGAUCUUUGAAACUAAGCUGGAAGACAAGAUUUACCUAUAAGGUUAGCGCUUUUAGUUGUGACAGCUUCAAACUUACGCAAUUUCGUCGCCACACCCCCCGUUGCGUCUUAACAAUCUUACAGCUGUCUCGUUGCAUCUUAAUCAACCGCUGAAGGGUAUCGAGGCGCUGCCGUAAAACACUGGGCUUUUACCGGUGACAUCAAAAUGGGGGGACAUGUAUCGAGGACUGACUUCGAAUGGUCAUACACAGCCGAACCACAUGCUUCAAGAAGGAAGGAAAUUUUAGCUAAGUACCCCCAAAUCAAGAAGUUGAUGGGCUAUGAUCCAAACUUCAAGUACCAAGUAUUGCUGUUAAUUGUGAUCCAGUUCACAUUAACAUAUGUGCUGAAAGAUUUCUCCUGGCCUGUCAUCUUUUUGGCUGCAUAUUUUGUUGGUGGCGUCAUCAACCAUGCAUUACUCCUAGCCAUACACGAGAUCUCCCACAACUUGGCAUUUGGCCAUGCACGACCAAUCCACAACCGAAUCUUCUCACUGAUAGUAAACUUUCCUAUUGGAGUACCAUGUGCCAUCUCCUUCAAGAAGUAUCAUUUGGAGCACCACAGAUACCAAGGUGAUGAAGAGCUGGAUGUGGACCUGCCCACAGAAUUUGAAGCCCGUUUGUUUUUUAACACAUUAACCAAAUUUUUCUGGGUGGUAUUUCAACCAUUCUUCUACUCAUUCCGCCCAAUGUUUGUUAACCCAAAGAAUCCUUUGGCUUUGGAAAUCUUCAACAUUAUUCUCCAGUUUGGUGUUGAUGCAGUGAUAGUGCAUUACUGGGGAGGAAAGGCACUUUUGUACAUGAUUGCAAGUUCAUUGUUAGGUAUGGGGCUUCACCCAGUGGCUGGGCAUUUUAUCUCAGAGCACUACAUGUUUGCCAAGGGUUUUGAAACCUUCUCAUACUAUGGCCCUUUGAAUAUGGUCACCUUCAACGUUGGUUACCACAAUGAGCAUCACGAUUUUCCAAGUAUUCCUGGUUCCAGACUACCCUUGGUGAAAGAGAUUGCACCAGAGUACUAUGACAACUUGCCACAACAUCACUCCUGGACAAAAGUACUUUUUGAUUUCAUCACUGAUCCAGCAAUUGGACCAUAUGCUAGGAUGAAACGAAAGGCUAUGAAGCCAAAAAAUAACAAGGAAUAAUAGAAAGACUUGAACCAACCGAGUGAGGAGAAAAACUUGUUCUAUCAGCAGUAUCUUGUGAGAUGUAAUAUUGUAGUUUGAUGUCAACAGACAGUAGUACUUUGAUAGUAUACUGUUAGUUAGGGGUAAUUAUGGGUUAUCAUGAGUGGUAUUUAAAAGGCUGAAUGUUUCUGUUGAAGUGAUGAAUAUUGAUCCCAAAUAAUAAAAAGUAAAAUAGUAAAA
Messenger RNA from Pocillopora damicornis (cauliflower coral), 1464 nucleotides. Its product is annotated as sphingolipid delta(4)-desaturase DES1. Gene Ontology annotation, cellular component: membrane. Gene Ontology annotation, molecular function: sphingolipid delta-4 desaturase activity. The record is from RefSeq and is a predicted model, not a curated record. Gene Ontology annotation, biological process: ceramide biosynthetic process. NCBI's taxonomy places the organism in Eukaryota, Metazoa, Cnidaria, Anthozoa, Scleractinia, Pocilloporidae.